Molecule: messenger RNA, 2343 nt
Organism: Tupaia belangeri chinensis (Chinese tree shrew)
Lineage: Eukaryota; Metazoa; Chordata; Mammalia; Scandentia; Tupaiidae
Product: dystrophin-like
Exons: 16
Coding region: 1-2343 (780 amino acids)
Molecular function (GO): protein binding
Source: RefSeq, a predicted model, not a curated record
AUGGCUUUGUUGAAGGACCUUCCAGAAUAUAAGACUGACUGUACAUUACUUGGGGAUGGAACAUGUUUUAGAAAGGAAAUCAGAGAUACAGUAAAAGCAAAGAGCUCAAGUGGAAGCAACAGGAUAAAAAAUGUAAAACUCAGGUUGGAUGUCGAUAUAACUGAACUUCACAGUUGGAUUACUCGCUCUGAAGCUGUAUUGCAGAGUCCUGAAUUUGCAAUCUAUCGCAAAGAGGGCAAUUUUUCAGACCUUAAAGAAAAAGUCAAUGCCAUAGAGCGAGAAAAAGCCGAGAAGUUCAGAAAACUGCAAGAUGCCAGCAGAUCAGCUCAGGCCCUGGUGGAACAGAUGGUGAAUGAGGGUAUUAACGCUGACAGCAUCAAACAAGCCUCAGAACAACUGAACAGCCGGUGGAUCGAGUUCUGCCAGUUGCUAAGUGAGAGACUUAACUGGCUGGAGUACCAGAACAACAUCAUCACUUUCUAUAAUCAGCUACAACAAUUGGAGCAGAUGACAACUACUGCUGAAAACUGGUUGAAAACCCAACCCACUGCCACAUCAGAUCCAACAGCAAUUAAAAGCCAGUUAAAAAUUUGUAAGGAUGAAGUCAACCGGUUGUCAGCACUUCAGCCUCAAAUUGAGCGAUUAAAAAUUCAGAGUGUAGCCCUGAAAGAGAAAGGACAAGGGCCAAUGUUCCUGGAUGCAGACUUUGUUGCCUUUACAAACCAUUUUAACCAAGUGUUUGUUGAUGUGCAGGCCAAAGAGAAAGAACUACAGACAAUUUUUGACACUUUGCCACCCAUACGCUAUCAGGAAACAAUGAGUACCAUCCGAACAUGGAUCCAGCAGUCAGAAACCAAACUCUCCAUACAUCAGCUCAGCGUCACUGAUUACGAAAUCAUGGAGCAGAGACUCGAGGAGUUGCAGGCUUUACAAAGUUCUCUGCAAGAGCAAGAAAGUGGCCUCAACUAUCUCAGCACCACUGUGAAAGAGAUGUCAAAGAAAGCACCCUCUGAAAUUAGCCGAAAAUAUCAAUCAGAAUUUGAAGAGAUGGAGGGACGUUGGAAGAAGCUUUCCUCUCAGCUGGUGGAACAUUGUCAAAAGCUAGAUGACCAAAUGAAUAAACUGCGCAAAAUCCAGGUAAUUUUAUUUGAUUUACUUUCUAAUCAUAUAAAAACCCUGAGGAAAUGGAUGGCUGAAGUUGAUGUUUUCCUGAAGGAGGAAUGGCCUGCCCUUGGGGAUUCAGAAAUUCUAAAAAAACAGCUGAAACAGUGCAGACUUUUAGUCAAUGAUAUUCAAACAAUUCAGCCCAGUCUGAACAGUGUCAAUGAAGGUGGGCAGAAAAUAAAGCAUGAGGCGGAGCCAGAGUUUGCAUCCAGGCUUGAAGCAGAACUCAGAGAACUCAACGCUCAAUGGGAUUAUGUGUGUCAGCAGGUCUAUGACAGAAAGGAAGCCUUAAAGGGAGGUUUGGAUAAAACCAUAAGCCUUCAAAAAGAUCUGUCAGAGAUGCAUGAGUGGAUGACACAAGCUGAAGAAGAAUAUCUAGAGAGAGAUUUUGAAUACAAAACACCAGAUGAAUUACAGACCGCAGUUGAAGAGAUGAAGAGAGCUAAAGAAGAGGCCCAGCAGAAAGAAACGAAAGUGAAACUCCUUACUGAGUCUGUAAAUAGUGUAAUUGCUCAAGCUCCACCUGUAGCACAAGAGGCCUUAAAAAAGGAACUGGAUACUCUAACCACCAACUACCAGUGGCUCUGCACCAGGCUGAAUGGGAAAUGCAAGACUUUGGAAGAAGUUUGGGCGUGUUGGCAUGAGUUACUGUCAUAUUUGGAGAAGGCAAACAAAUGGCUAAAUGAAGUAGAAUUGAAGCUUAAAACCACUGAAAAUGUUCCUGGUGGAGCUGAGGAAAUCUCUGAGGUGCUAGAUUCACUUGAAAAUUUGAUGCAACAUUCAGAAGAUAACCCGAAUCAGAUUCGCAUAUUGGCACAGACCCUAACAGAUGGUGGAGUCAUGGAUGAACUGAUCAAUGAGGAACUUGAGACAUUUAAUUCUCGUUGGAGAGAACUACACGAAGAGGCCGUGAGGAGACAAAAGUUGCUUGAACAGAGUAUCCAGUCUGCCCAGGAGAUCGAAAAAUCCUUACACUUAAUUCAGGAGUCCCUUGAAGUCAUUGACAAGCAGUUGGCAGCUUAUAUUGCCGACAAAGUGGACGCAGCUCAAAUGCCUCAGGAAGCCCAGUGUGAAAAACAAUCACAAACAAGAGUUGCAGAAGAUUUAACAUUAGCAACACGUCAUUGGCUGUUCUUGGAAAAAACACACAGAGUUAUUUCCUCACAGGGUGCAGGAUAA